AUGUGGAAGAUACAAGUGAUUAUGAUUUGGUUAAGUUUCCGUUGUAUUUUCGCUAUGGAUCAUUACGAAUUAGUAGAAAAAGUGAUGAAGGGAUGUUUGGAUGGAAAUAAUUCUUUAGUAACUUGCUUAGCCAAUAAAACAGAAAAACUGGUCGAUCGAUUAGUGGAUAAAGACGUUCCUUUAUUCGAAGGAAUGGUUUUUAAGAGAAACAAAGAAAUCGUUGAGCGAAGAUCACUCGGAUUACAAGACACUUUAUCGAGGUUUUUGGAUUCUCAUACAUUAACAUUGGAUUUAACCGAACCUCGCGGCCUAAGAGAAGGUGAUAAAGGAAGUGGUGGUUUUAGUGAUGGAUUUGGAAAAGUUGAUAAAAAAGAUAAGAAAUAUCUUUAUUAUGCGUUAACGGCUAUUGCUGGUAUUUUUGGAUUGUCGGUUCCGUUGGUUUUGAAAGGGUUAGCUAUUUUAGCUGGGAAAGCUUUGUUGGCUAGUAAAGCUGCUUUGAUUAUUAUUGGUUCAGUUGCUUUGAAAAAAAUCUUUCAAACAGAAAAAGAGCCAGUUAAUGUUCAUACCCAUACAGUAAGUGUUGAUGAUCACGAUCGAAUUUCUGCAAUUAAUAAUGGUGGUUAUCCUUAUCAACACUAUCAACCUUAUCAUUCUUAUGCUCAAUAUUAA
Messenger RNA from Onthophagus taurus, 669 nucleotides. RefSeq lists its product as uncharacterized. Lineage: Eukaryota; Metazoa; Arthropoda; Insecta; Coleoptera; Scarabaeidae. Gene Ontology annotation, cellular component: membrane. The record is from RefSeq and is a predicted model, not a curated record.